UAGUCAACAUAAUUGAUAAGAUGACGCAAAUAAAGAAGAGCGGAGCCUUUGCGCUCAUCGGGUGCGUGGCCGUCACAGUGCUGGCUUCCACAUAUGCCUUCCAUGUAUCACAAAACAACAAAACCGCUGGUCAGCAUGAUGCAAUGGUUUCAGAUGAAUCAAAACCGAUCAAUCAUGCCUCCUUCGCAGAAUUGGGUGUUUUCCUAGAACCCAAGAUGAUAUCUAAUCACGAUGGUAACAUGGUACCAUCGUUCCUCCACACAAGCCCUAUGUCUAUAGGCGCAGCAUAUGAUUCAGUCAGGCUUCCUAAGAAGGACAAGUUGUUCCAAGUUACCGGAAGCGUCGGCGGACUUGUUCAGGGUAACCCAGUAACGGUGAUACUUGGUACAAUGUUCGGAUCACGGUUUGAUAUUCUUUAUGAAUCCAAGAUAUCAGUCGAAUCACCCAUAUUCAAUUUUAUGGUUGUUAAAGGACGCUAUUACAUCAAAAUAGAGGCCUCAGGAUAUUACCUCCCUGGAGCCUCAAGGCUGCAAAGACCAUGUAAACGCGAUCCAUGCCCUUUCACCACUACUCAACAUCAACUUCAAGUGGAGCCAAUAAUGAAUAACGAUGGUGUAUACAGAUACCAAUGGGUUCUACAGGAAAGCGCUCAGUAUGGUAUAGAAAGCCUGACAAUGAUUGAUCCCAAAGAAGCUUCAGCUAUAAACGCAGAUACUCCAGGUAUUGAAGGGCUUCUGGAUUACAGUGAUGCGGCUGCAAAACUUAAGAUGUACUUCGGUAUAGAACUACACGGAGCAUGGGGAAGUGAAUAUGCCAGCAGGGUCUAUACUAUCCUAGACAAGUGGGACUGGUACAAAGAUUUGCACAAGAGGGAACCCAAACAGCAGAAGUGGGUUCUCACUGACGAGCCUUUGUAUCCACAAGAUGUUUCAAUCACCAGAUUUACACCUCAUAAUGAAAACCCACCAGAUGGAAACAUGGAUGCAAUGAAAUACACCCAAAUGGUCACAUUCUCGAGACAAGCCUUCACAUAUGCAGUUAAGAGAGCCCUUGAAAAAGGGAAAGGUAAUGGAAUUUACUUCUCCAGGAGAUUGCACAAAUCAAUAAUCAGAGCGUUAUGCCUCCACGAACCUAAAAUCAUGAGGGAGCUUUUUACUCACAUGCAUGACGUCAUUCUAGUGGAACCAACACAGAGGGAAUUAUUCUUCUACCAUGGUAUGCCAGUAAGUCCAUACCCAGAGAGCCACUACCAGUCAUGGUUCAAGCACCCCGAAGAACUUGUAGAGAUGGCAACAAGCUGGAGAGAAUUUCCCGCUGGGUUGCAAAAAAUCUCGGGACUUAAGUUCCUAUUCCGCAGAGUCGACGGUAUGGUAAACCCAGAAUCCCCAACAGCACCAGCUAUUGCCUACCCUAGAGGACCUGGUAGUCCGUCCUAUAUAGAGUUCAUGGAAUCAGGAUUUUACAAAUACCCAGAUGUGCCCCUGAUGGUUUUACAUGAAAUCGCGCACUUUGUUCACCAAAACGUAGUAACACCGGAGAUGUUCCAAAAAUGGCGCGAUGUCGGAGGGUGGUUCCGUGACACUAGAGAUCCGGAUGGAUGGAUCACUAGGCAGCAGACAGAAUUCGUUAGUGACUAUGGUCACAAAAAGAAUCCUGAAGAGGACUUUGCAACAUGCCUUACAGAUUAUGUACUAAGGCCAAACCUAUUGAGAAGUAGGGCACCCAGGAAAUACGAUUUCAUGCGCAACAAUGUUAUGAAUGGCGCAUACUAUGUAACUAAAGCUACGCACGAAUUCCUAGUGUUGAACUUAGGUAAUCCAGACUUUAUGUACCCUGGAAGAAUCACAAACGUGGAUAUCACCGUGACAGGGAAAGUAGACCAGGAUAAACAAGUCAAGUUUAUAAUUACAUUGGCCAACAACGGACCACAAUCGUGUGCUGUAAGUGGGAAAUUCCGCCUGGUGUCAUCAGUAGGCACAUUCCAUGACGUAGAGCUUGGUGGUAGAGGAUGUACCCAUACACUCGAAGGUAGCGUACUUAUUAACAAGACACAAAAACGUGGUGUAUGGACAACUGAUCAGAUUGUUCUCGUUGAUGAACAUCAGCUUCACCGCUAUGUCGGCUCAGCAGAUUUCGGAAUGCGUGUUUGGAUAGACAAUGUCGCAGAAGAUUUCAUCGAACCAAAGGCAAUUACUACGUCAAUCGGUCUACACCUACUCAACACUAAAGAUGGCGGUGGAAUAGCCCGUGCAACAUGGAUCGUCGCUGACGCCGGUGUCCUUCGUGAAAAAUCAUGUGGAUUUGCUUCCGUAUACAGCAUAACUUCGCAACAGUAUUCAUUAGGAAGCUAUGCAUAUGGUUUAAACACAACAGCAGGUCCAAACCCUGACUGGCGUAAGGGUAUAUGGAAUGGUUGUAGACAGGUGCCCUCGCGAAUGUGUGAUUCCAGGUGGGUACAAAGCCAUGAGAUUGACGGUAGUUUGAACUUCAAUAAAUUCGCAUUCGAUGACGAAUUACAUUUCGAGGGACUCAGCGCCAAUGAAACCAAUGCAAAUGUGUGUAACUGCUUCCAGGUAGCAGUGAACAUCCCUCUGAGUAAAGCAGCGCGUUCUGGCAAAUACUUCCUCAGUAACGUGAGCUCAUUCGACUCAGCAGGUAACUCACAGAUGCUUCAAUGGCCACGUGAAAAGGGACCAUUCAUUGAAUAUAACAGUGGUAGAGCUAUAGAAGAUAAUAGCAAACCCGAGUUGAGGAACGUCCGCGUAGACAGUGCUCCAGUAGACGUACAACAUCCUAACGGUGAGACUGUGGUUAACAUCGAUUUUGACGUGCGUGACCCACAGAGUGGUAUAGCUGGUAUUAUAGCACUCUUGCGUGACCCGUUCGGUGCUGAAUACCAAUUCCAACCUGAUUUCAACAAAAACGAAAAUAACUGGCAACGCGUCUCAUACAGAUAUAUGUUGCCCAGAGGAUCAGUACCUGGUGUUUGGCAUCUAGCUUACAUUGUCAUCUAUGACAAUGCAGGAAAUAACCUUACAGCAGAUUUGAAUGAACAGGUAUUGGUGCAAGCAGCAAGAUGAAUGCACGUAU
Babesia bovis T2Bo is the source of this 3090-nucleotide messenger RNA. RefSeq lists its product as uncharacterized. Gene Ontology annotation, molecular function: metallopeptidase activity. Bases 21 to 3080 code for a protein of 1019 amino acids. The record is from RefSeq and is a predicted model, not a curated record. NCBI's taxonomy places the organism in Eukaryota, Apicomplexa, Aconoidasida, Piroplasmida, Babesiidae. The transcript is spliced from 4 exons.